ACACAUAUUAACAAACAUCGCAUUCCGUUUCUUCUUUCUUCCAAUUCGCUCUUCCAUUUCACGCCAUUUCUUCCGCAUCUAACCGCCACCACCGUUUCCAUCAUCCUCAUCAUCACCGAACCCUAACUUACUCUCUCUCUCUCUCUGAUGGAUUUCGAUUUCGAUUUCGAUUCCGAUUCCGAUUCUCCUCCUCCUCAUUCUGCCGAUUGAUCGUAACGCCGAGUUUCUUCGGAUCGUUCCUGCUAAUCCUUCACCAUGUUCGAAGCUCACGUACUGCAUUUGCUUCGAAGAUAUUUGGGCGAAUAUGUCCAUGGACUCUCUCAGGAGACCUUGAGAAUUAGCGUCUGGAACGGUGAUGUGGUCCUCAAAGAUUUGAGGUUGAAGGCAGAGGCACUGAAUUCGCUAAAACUCCCUGUUACUGUCAAAGCUGGCUUUGUUGGUUCCAUUACAUUGAAGGUUCCAUGGAAAAGGUUGGGCAAAGAACCUGUAAUCGUUUUGAUUGAUCGUGUGUUUGUUCUUGCUCAACCUGUACCUGAUCGUCGGACUAUGAAGGAGGAGGAUAGGGAAAAGCUUUUCCAAGCCAAACUCCAGCAAAUUGAGGAACUAGAGUCAGCUACACUUGAUGCAAUAUCCAAGUCAAAAUCAACUUCUGGAAAUUCGUGGCUGAGUUCCCUUAUUUCUACAGUUAUUGGAAAUCUCAAGAUAUCUAUCAGCAAUGUGCAUAUCAGAUAUGAAGAUUCAGUCAGUAAUCCGGGCCAUCCAUUUUCUUCAGGUGUGACUUUGGCGAAGCUUGCUGCUGUUACAAUGGAUGAGCAGGGAAAUGAAACUUUUGAUACAAGUGGUGCUUUGGAUAGAUUGAGGAAGUCGGUGCAGCUUGAGAGGUUGGCUCUUUAUCAUGAUUCAGACAGGCUUCCUUGGGAGAUUCACAAGAGUUGGGAGGAUAUCAAUCCAAAUGAAUGGAUCGAGAUAUUUGAAGAUGGCAUUAAUGAACCUAAUGAUGAAAAAAAAGUGGCUUCUACGUGGGGCAUGAAUCGUACAUACUUGGUUUAUCCUAUCAAUGCAGUCCUUCAGUAUCAUCGACUUGGAAACCAAGAAAGAGUUAAUCCAGAAAUUCCAUUUGAGAAAGUUUCGCUUGUCCUCUCGGAUGUCUCUCUUACUCUAUCAGAGGCUCAGUAUCAUGAUUGGAUUAAACUUUUGGAAUCUGUUUCACGGUACAAGACAUAUAUGGAAGUUUCUCAUUUACGACCAGCUGUUCCCAUUUCAGAGGCUCCUUAUUUAUGGUGGCAGUUUGCUGCACAAGCUGCACUCCAGCAGCAGAAGAAGUGUUUUCGCUUGUCAUGGGAUCAAAUUCGGCAACUUUGUCAGCGUCGGCGUCGAUACAUUCAGUUGUAUGUGGCUUCACUUAAACAAUCAUCUAAUGUUGAUCACGCUGAAAUGAGAGAAAUAGAAAAGGAUCUUGAUUCAAAAGUGAUUCUUCUAUGGAGAUUACAAGCUCGUGCCAAGGUUGAGUCUGUGAAGUCAAAGGUAGCAGCUGAUGAAAGGAAAUUCCGGAAGAAGGGUUGGUUUUCAUUUAAAUGGCGUGGUGAUUCAGAAGAAUCCUCUUUGGAUGAUGCUUCUGAGGGAUCAGAGGGUACGGAAGAAACGUUAACCAAAGAAGAAUUGCAGGCAAUCAAUAAUUUACUGAGUUAUCAGCCUGAUGAAGAAUCGACGAAGCACUCUUCGAAAGAUAUGCAAAAUAUGAUCCAACAUAUGGUAACUGUAUCUGUUGGUCAGGCUGCUGCCAGGAUUAUCAAUGUGAAUGAGACGGAAAUUGUUUGUGGUCGAUUUGAACAACUUCAUGUGUCAACAAAGUUUAGGCAUCGCAGUGUUUACUGUGACUUGUUGCUAAAAUUUUAUGGUUUGUCUGCUCCUGAAGGUCCACUUACUGAGAGUGUCCAUAGUGAGCAGAAGGUAAAUGCUUUAGCCGCCAGUUUUGUACACCUACCGAUUGGGGAGAAUAUUGACUGGAGAUUGUCGGCUACAAUUGCUCCCUGCCAUGUUACGGUUUUGACAGAAAGUAUUGAUCGUGUCUUGGAGUUUGUUAAACGAAGUAAGGCAGUCAGCCCCACUGUUGCAUUGGAGACAGCUACUGCCUUGCAGAUGAAGAUUGAGAAAGUGACUCGUAGAGCACAGGAGCAAUUUCAGAUGGUUUUAGAGGAGAAAAGCAGAUUUGCAUUCGAUGUUGAUCUUGAUGCUCCAAAAGUUAGAAUUCCUCUCAGAUCUCGUGGUUCAGCCAGAUGUGAUAGUCAUUUUCUUUUGGACUUUGGUCAUUUUACACUACACACUGCGGAAAGCCAGUCUGAUGAGCAGAGGCAUAAUCUUUAUUCUCGAUUUUACAUAUCAGGACGUGAUUUUGCUGCCUUUUUUACGGACUGUGGCUCUGAUUUCGGGAGUUGCAGUUUGGUUAAACCAACUCAUGAUAGUCAAAUAAUAAGCUCACCACGAGCCAAAGAAGCUGAUAAUGUGUAUUCUGUCAUUGAUAGGUGUGGAAUGGCAGUACUUGUUAAUCAGAUUAAAGUGCCUCAUCCAAGUUACCCAUCAACAUGUAUAUCCAUUCAAGUGCCAAAUCUUUGCAUUCACUUUUCACCAGAGAGAUUUUGUAGAAUCAUGGAGCUGCUGAGCAUAUUGCGCAAGACUAUGGAAACAUGUAAUCAGCCUACACCUGAUAGUUUACACUCCAAACUCGCUCCUUGGAGUCGUGAUCUAGUUGUUGAUGGUAGAAUCCUAGUUUGGAAGGGAAUUGGGAAUUCAGUUGCUACGUGGCAAACAUGUUUUCUGGUGCUUUCGGGGUCAUAUCUUUAUGUAUUUGAAACUGCAGAGUCUCAGAGUUACCAGCGAUACCUAAGCAUGGCUGGCAAGCAAGUCCUUGAGGUUCCCCCAACAAAUGUUGGUGGUUCGCCAUUUUGUAUUGCUAUAAGCUCCAGGGGGAUGGACUUCCAAAAGGCUUUGGAAUCUUCUAGCACCUGGAUUUUGGAUUUUCGAGAAGAGAAGGAGAAGGCUAGGUGGUUUAAAAGGCUUAUACAAGCCACUUAUGAAGCAUCUGCUCCCCUAUCUGUUGAUGUUCUAGAUGAUUCAAACAGUGAUGCUGCUUGCGACAAUGUUCUUAAUACAAGUAAAAAAUCAGCUGACAUUGUCAUAAAUGGAGCAUUGGUAGAAACCAAGCUACUUAUAUAUGGAAAGGCAGGGGACACCUUAGAUGGGAAAUUUGGCGAGUCUCUAAUGCUUGAGGUUAUUGCAGAUGGGGGAAAAAUGCAUCUGGCUCUUGCAAAUGCUGACCUGACAAUGAAGAUGAAGUUGCAUUCGUUGAAAGUUAAAGAUGAACUUCAGGCUCGUCUGUCAGUGACCCCACAAUAUCUGGCUGUUUCUGUCUUGAAGGAGAGUGUAUCUUCUUCACCCUCUGCUUUAUUUGAUUCACAUGGGAAGGAUGCAUCUCUUGGAUUUCCUGAUGAUGAUGAUAGCUUUAGUGAUGCUCUAUCUGAUUUCAUUUCUCACGUAGAAGGGGGAAACCAUUUACAUAAUAUGGAUUGGGAUAUGCAAGGGGGGAUGGGGAUUGCUUCUGAUUUUGAAUCUCUUGAAAGCUUAAUACAUGAAAAAGAAAUUGAGAAGGGAAAGAACACUCCUCGAGAGGUAUAUUAUGAGGCUGAGGGAACUGAUAACUUACAUUUUGUGUCUGUCACCUUUGCAACAAGAAGUUCAAGCUCACCUGAUUAUGAUGGUAUCGACACACAGAUGUGUGUUCGAAUGUCCAAACUGGAAUUUUUCUGCAACCGACCAACUAUUCUUGCUUUGAUAAGCUUUGGCUUGGAUAUAAGCUCUGGAAAUAAAGGGAAAAGCGAUACAAGCACUAUAGCCACUUCUCCUGAGCAAACUUCCAUGAAGAAGGAUAAGACUGAUGAAAAAGAACGUGUUAAAGGAUUGCUAGGUUUUGGUAAAGAGCGAGUAGUAUUUCAUUUAAACAUGAAUGUGGAUAGUGUAACUAUUUUUCUUAACAAGGAGGAUGGUUCUCAACUUGCUACCUUAGUACAAGAAAAUUUCCUAGUGGAUCUUAAGGUUCAUCCAAGUUCUCUUUCUAUUUGUGGAACAUUGGGAAAUUUCAGACUUCGUGAUACAUGCCUUGGACCAGAACAAUGUUGGGAUUGGCUUUGUGACAUACGCAAUCCUGGUGUUGAAUCACUUAUAAAGUUCAAGUUCAAUUCGUAUAGUGCUGGAGAUGAUGAUUAUGAAGGAUAUGCCUACAAACUGCAAGGUCAACUCUCAGCUGUUCGCAUCGUUUUCCUUAAUAGAUUUGUGCAAGAGAUAAUGGUGUACUUUAUGGAACUUGCCACCCCUCGUACAGAAGAAGCAAUCAAACUUGUUGAUAAAGUUGGAGGGUUUGAAUGGUUGAUUAAGAAACAUGAAAUAGAUGGAGCUACCGCACUCAAGCUGGAUCUUUUACUUGACACUCCAAUUAUCAUUUUUCCAAGGGAUUCACUGAGUAAAAACUUUAUACAACUUGAUCUGGGUAUGCUACAGAUUAAAAAUGAAUUCAGAUGGCAUGGAUCUCGAGAAGAAGAUCCUUCAGCUGUGCAUAUUGAUAUACUUCAUGCCCAGAUUCUAGGAAUUAACAUGUCUGUUGGAAUUGAUGGUUGCCUUGGAAAACCAAUGAUACGGGAAGGUCAGGGAUUUGAUAUAUUUGUCCGUCGAAGCUUGAGGGAUGUGUUCAGGAAAGUCCCAAAUUUUUCACUUGAAGUGAAGGUUGAUUCAUUGCAUGUUAUAAUGUCUGAUAAAGAAUAUAAGGUGAUUUUGGAUUGCACUUGCUGGAAUUUAAGAGAACCACCGCGGCUUCCUGCAAGCUUUCGUGGUGGAAGUUCUGAUUCAAAGGAUACCAUUAAGCUUCUGGUGGAUAAGGUUAAUAUGAAUAGUCAACAACUGUUGUCACAAACCGUUACAAUUAUGGCGGUUGUGGUGAACCAUGCCUUACUGGAGCUCUGUAAUGGCACUGGUGGGGAAUCACCUUUGGCUCAUGUUGCUAUUGAAGGUCUUUGGGUUAACUAUCGCAUGACUUCUUUGUCAGAAACAGACCUCUUUGUGACAAUUCCAAAAUUCUCCAUACUAGAUGUCCGCCCUGAUACAAAACCUGAAAUGCGUUUAAUGCUUGGAUCAUCUACUGAUGCUUCCAAACAAUCAGUUACCGGAAAAGUUCCCUUUGCAUUAAACACGGGCAGCUUUCGAAGGACAAUAAAUGAUGCUGGAGUUGAUGUUGAUAUGCCAAUUUCAACAAUGUUUCUGAUGGAUUGCAGAUGGCGGACAUCAUCCCAAUCGUUUGUGAUUCGUGUGCAGCAGCCCCGGGUCCUUGUUGUGCCAGAUUUUCUUCUUGCAGUGGCCGAGUUUUUUGUUCCUGCUCUUGGUGCACUAACCGGAAGAGAGGAAACAAUGGAUCCAAAAAAUGAUCCUAUCAGCAGAAACAACAGCAUUGUACUGAUGGAAUCAAUUUACAAGCAGAAAGAAGAUGUGGUGUACCUCUCUCCCUCUAAACAGUUAGUAGUCGAUCAUGUAGGUGUUGAUGAAUAUAUAUACGAUGGUUGUGGAAAGGUUAUUUGUUUAUCUGUUGAAACAGACACAAAGGAAGCCCGCACCGUAAGGUUUAGGCCAAUUAUAGUCAUCGGGCAUGGCAAGAAGUUACGAUUCGUUAAUGUGAAAAUUGAGAAUGGUUCUCUUCUAAGGAAGUAUACCUACCUGAGUAAUGACAGCAGCUAUUCAGUCUCUAUUGAUGAUGGCGUUGACAUUGUGGCUCCAGACAUUUUGUCAUCCGGUGAUGAGAAAAGCCUUGACAACAUGAAUCAAAUGUCGAGCACUUAUACAGAUAGUCAAAGUGAAUUAGAAAUGACUCGAAGUUUUACCUUUGAAACUCAGGUUGUUUCUUCGGAGUUGACCUUCUAUGAUGGUACUAAGUCAUUUCUGGAUGAUUCAUCUUAUGGCGAAAAGCUUAUCCGUGCAAAGUUGGACAUGAGCUUCAUGUAUGCCUCUAAGGGAAAAGACUCUUGGAUUAGGACCCUGGUGAAGGAUUUUACUCUUGAGGCUGGCUCUGGACUUGUCAUUCUAGAUCCAGUUGACAUAUCUGGGGGAUACACUUCUGUGAAGGAUAAAACAAAUAUUUCUCUGCUGUCAACGGACAUUUGUGUUCAUCUUUCACUCAGUGCUGCUACUCUUAUACUCAAUCUGCAAAGUCAGGCAUCUGCUGCAUUAAGUUUUGGAAAUGCAACUCCCCUUGUUCAAUGUUCCAACUAUGACCGAAUUUGGGUGUCUGAAAAAGAGACUGGGCCCAACAAAAAUAUUACCUUUUGGAGGGCUAGAGCACCUUCAAACUAUGUUGUAUUAGGAGAUUGUGUGACAUCAAGGCCGAUUCCUCCUUCACAAGCUGUAAUGGCAGUAAGUAACACAUAUGGCCGUGUAAGGAAGCCAGUCGACUUCUAUCUUAUUGGAUCAUUGCUGAAAAUUUUAGGGCAUGAUGGUCCUGAUGGCCACUCUAUUUCUGGCAGUGAUUGUUCUCUUUGGAUGCCCAUUCCGCCUCCAGGUUAUGUAGCUCUUGGCUGUGUGGCCCAUACUGGGAACCAACCACCACCAAAACAUGUUGUUCACUGCUUACGUUCUGAUCUUGUAACAUCAGCGGAAUAUUCAGAUUGUUUGCAUAAUAUCCCAUCAAAUGAACAAUUUACAUCUGUAUUUAGUAUAUGGCGCCUUGAUAAUGCUGUUGGCUCUUUUUUCGCACAUUUUUCAACUGGUUGCCCCCUAAAAGACAGCUGCUAUGACCUAAAUCAUCUGCUUCUCUGGAAUUCAAAUCGAGCUCCUUUGAUGGACCCCUUCUCAAGUUUUAAUUCUGAUAACGAAGAUAUUGAGGAUACAAGAAAAAGUGUAACCACAUCUGGUUGGGAUAUUGUCAAGUCCAUAUCAAAAGCAGCUAACUCAUAUAUAUCUACACCAAACUUUGAAAGGAUUUGGUGGGACAAAGGCGGUGACCUCCGCCAUCCAGUCUCUAUUUGGCGACCUAUUGCACGUCAUGGCUAUGCUGUUGUGGGUGAUUGCAUCACUGAAGGCCUAGAACCUCCUGCACUUGGAAUAGUCUUCAAGAGUGACAAUCCUGAUCUCUCUUCAAAACCUGUUCAGUUUACCAAAGUUUCCCACAUUCUAGGGAAAGGGAUUGAAGAAGUUUUCUUCUGGUAUCCUAUACCUCCACCAGGUUAUGUUUCUUUGGGAUGUGUUGUCUCCAGAACAAAUGAACCACCAAGUGCAGAUUUGUUUUGCUGCCCAAGGAUGGAUCUAGUCAGCCAAGCAAACAUUCAUGAGGUGCCCCUUUCAAGAUCUUCAAGUUCAAGGGCUCCUCAGUGCUGGAGCAUAUGGAAAGUAGAAAACCAGGCGUGCACUUUCCUAGCUCGUUCUGACCUUAAAAAGCCAUCAAGUCGUUUGGCUUACAUAAUUGGUGAUUCUGUGAAACCAAAGACUCGAGAAAACAUAAAUGCUGAGCUGAAGCUAAGAUACUUUUCUCUGACAAUUUUGGACAGCUUAUACGGAAUGAUGAGGCCUCUAUUUGACACUACAAUUACCAAUAUUAAGCUUGCUACACAUGGUGGACUGGAGGGGAUGAAUGCAGUUCUGAUUUCUUCAAUUGUUGCUUCAGCCUUUAAUGCUAAAUUAGAGGCAUGGGAACCUUUUGUGGAGCCAUUUGAUGGAAUAUUCAAGUUUGAAAGUUAUGAUACGAAUGUACAAUCAGAAUUUGGAGUUGGUAAGAGAAUUCGAAUGUCUGCUACCAGUAUCUUGAAUGUCAAUAUCAGUGCAGCAAGUCUUGAUACCUUUGUGGGGAGCAUUCUUUCAUGGAGAAGACAGAUGGAACUUGAAGAGAAAGCAUCAAAGUUAAAUAUGGAAGCUGGUGAUCAACAAAGCAAAGGAGAGGAUACAGCUUUUUCUGCACUAGAUGAGGAUGACUUGCAGACUGUGGUUGUAGAAAAUAAUCUUGGGUGUGAUAUUUUUGUUAAAAAAGUUGAGCACAAUGUAAAUACAGUUGACAAACUGAACCAUGGCGAUUGUGCUUCUGUGUGGAUCCCACCUCCAAGGUUUUCAAAUAGAUUAAAUGUUGCAGAUGAAUCUAGAGAAGCACGUUAUUAUGUUGCUGUACACAUUCUGGAGGCCAAGGGUUUAUCUCUCAUAGAUGAUGGUAAUAGCCAUAACUUCUUCUGUGCUUUGCGUCUCGUUGUAGACAGUCAGGCGUCAGAGCAGCAAAAGCUUUUUCCCCAGAGUGCAAGAACAAAGUGUGUGAAGCCUGUAGUAUCACAAAGUGAUCAGGAUGAAGGCACAGUGAAGUGGAAUGAACUUUUCAUAUUUGAAGUUCCUCGAAAGGCACCUGCUAAGUUGGAAGUAGAGGUUACCAAUCUUGCUGCCAAAGCUGGGAAAGGGGAUGUGGUGGGUGCGUUGUCUUUUCCUGUUGGACAUGGGGCAAAUAUUCUAAGGAAGGUUGCUUCCACAAGAAUGUUUCAUCAGUCUUAUGAUGUUCAGAGUAUUCGAUCAUAUCCACUUAGUAAAAUGGUCCAACACAGCAAUGCUGAAGCAAUAAACGAGGGAUUCCUCUUUGUUUCAACUUCUUAUUUUGAAAGAAACACAAUUGCUAAGCAUCAAAAAGACAUGGAAAGUUUGAAUGAUGUUGACAGGGAAAUAGGUUUUUGGGUAGGGCUUGGCCAAGAGGGUGAGUGGGAGAGCAUUCGCUCAUUGCUUCCACUUUCAGUGGUUCCAAAAUCAUUAGAGAAUGAAUACGUUGCUAUGGAAGUUCUCAUGAAAAAUGGAAAGAAACAUGUCAUUUUUAGGGGUCUUGUUACAGUUGUGAAUGAUUCAGAUGUUACAAUGAAUAUUUUGACCUCACGUUCAUCUCAUGGUAUUGACCCCUCACCUGGAGCGUACAGUUCUAAUACUGUAGUGGAAGAGGUCUUUCAAAAUCAGUAUUAUCAGCCAUCAUAUGGUUGGAGUAACAAUUGGCCAUUGACAGAACAUGAUGCUCCUGGUCACUGGAGCACAAGGGACUUCUCGUACUCAUCUAAGGACUUCUUUGAACCUCCACUUCCACCUGGGUGGAAAUGGACAUCAGGCUGGUCCAUAGAUAAGUUUCAGUAUGUUGACAAGGAGGGGUGGGCAUAUGGGCCUGACCUUAAAAACUUACAAUGGCCUCCUACUUCUUCAACAUUUUCGACAAAAUCAUCUUCUGAUGUUGUUCGUCGGAGACGUUGGAUUCGUACUAGACAAAACUUUUCGGAUCAAGGUAAAGAAUACAUACAAAGUGGUGCGAGUACCUUACACCCUGGUGCUUCUACUGUUUUACCUUUGAGAAGUACAUCCAAGAACUCUAACCACUAUUUGCAAGUUCAACCAAACUCCAACGGUUCUAUGCCAUCAUACUCAUGGGGAUGUGCUGUAGCUGUUGGUUCAACUUACAUGUAUAGCAAAGACCAACCAGUGGAUCAAAGUUCCAGACGUAAUUCUGCGACAUCCAAUUGUUCAAUGAAUCUAAAUGAGCUUGAGAAGAAGGAUAUACUUUUGUGCUGUAAUCCCAGCAGCGGAAGCAAACAAUUAUGGCUUAGCGUGGGUAUAGAUGCGACGGUUCUUAAUACUGAACUAAACGCUCCUGUUUAUGAUUGGAGAGUAUCUGUCAACUCCCCUAUUAAAUUGGAGAAUCGGCUUCCUUGCCCUGCUGAGUUUUCAAUCUCUGAGAAAACAAAGGAAGGAAACUGUGUAGAGCAGCAUCAAGGUGUCGUAUCUUCUCGGCAGAGUGUACAUAUCUAUUCAGCUGAUAUUCGGAAACCUUUAUACCUUACUCUGUUUGUGAAAGGAGGCUGGGUAAUGGAUAAGGAUGCUAUUCUUGUACUGGAUCCUUCUUUCUCCAAUCAUGUCUCAUCUUUUUGGAUGGUUCAUCCAAAGAGUAGAAGGAGAUUGCGCUUGAGCAUUGAACUUGAUAUGGGUGAAACAAGUACCGCACCAAAAACCUUAAGACUUUUUGUUCCUUAUUGGAUUGUCAACGAUUCUUCUUUACUGUUGGCAUAUCGUGUGGUGGAUGUCGAAGCUCUUGAAAAUACAGAGGCAGACUCUGUCCUACUCUCUAGAGCAGCUAAGUCUGCCAGAACUGCCUUGAAAAAUCCCAUAAGCUCAUUGGAUAGGAGGCACUCUAAUUCAAGGGGGAAUCUACAAGUUCUUGAAGUAAUUGAAGACAGCAGUCCAUUCCCUAGCAUGCUUUCUCCACAAGAUUAUGCUGGUCACAGUGGAGCUGCAAUGUUUCAGUCUCAAAAGGAUGCAUACUUGUCACCGAGGGUGGGCCUUUCUGUUUCUCUCCGCCAUUCUGAAAUUUACAGUUCUGGGAUUUCUCUGCUUGAACUGGAAAACAAGGAAAGGAUUGACGUAAAGGCUUUCAAUUCUGAUGGAUCUUACUACAAACUUUCUGCAUUGUUGAACAUGACUUCAGACAGGACAAAGGUGGUUCAUUUCCAACCACACACAAUCUUCAUUAACAGGGUUGGGUGUAGUGUUUGCCUGCAACAAUGCGACACACAGUCAGCUCUAUGGAUUCAUCCCGAUGAUCCCCCAAAACCCUUUGGGUGGCAAACAUCAGCCAAAGUUGAACUUUUGAAGUUGCGUGUUGAUGGCUACAAAUGGAGUGCCCCAUUUAGUGUUAGCUAUGAAGGUGUAAUGCGCAUUAGCUUAAAUAAAGAAGCUGGAGGCGAUCCAAUGCAACUAAGAGUAGCUGUCAGAACUGGGGCCAAGAAGUCACGCUUUGAAGUUAUUUUUCGUGCAAAUUCAUUGAGAAGUCCAUACAGAAUUGAAAAUCGCUCCAUGUUCUUGCCCAUUCGCUUUCGUCAAGUUGAUGGGACAGCUGAUUCUUGGCAGCUGCUGCUUCCCAAUUCAGCUGCUUCAUUUCUGUGGGAAGAUCUUGGUAGGAGACGUUUAUUGGAACUCUUUGAAGAUGGCACUGACCCAAUGAAAUCACUAAAGUAUGAUAUUGAUGAAGUUGCUGAUCACCAGCCGACCCAAACAGGAGAUGGACCAACUAAAGCCAUGCGUGUUACUAUUUUAAAGGAAGAGAAAAUCAACGUUGUUAAGAUAAGUGAUUGGAUGCCCGAAACUGAACCUGCAGGAGUUCUUGGCAAAAGGCAUUUAUCAGCAAUGAGUGAAUCUCAAAAGCAACAACUAACAGCUAUUUCCAAUUCUGAAUUCCACAUCAAUUUUGAUCUUGCUGAGCUUGGGAUAUCAAUUAUUGAUCAUACUCCUGAGGAAAUUUUGUACCUUUCUGUCCAGAAUCUUGUUCUGGCAUAUUCUACUGGUUUAGGAUCUGGAAUUAGCAGAUUCAAACUCAGAAUGGGUGGGUUACAAGUUGACAACCAAUUGCCAUUAACUCCAAUGCCAGUUCUCUUCAGACCACAGAGACUUGUGGCAGAAAUUGAUUAUAUCCUGAAAUUUUCAGUGACAAUGCAAUCAGAUGGAUCAUUGGAUCUGUGUGUAUAUCCUUACAUUGGUCUUCAUGGGCCAGAAGGCUCUGCCUUUUUAAUAAACAUUCAUGAACCAAUUAUUUGGCGCCUACAUGAAAUGAUUCAAGUGGUGAAGCUUGGUAGGCUGACUGAUUCUCAAACUACUGCUGCAUCAGUUGAUCCAAUCAUUCAAAUUGGUGUCCUUAAUAUUUCGGAAAUUCGAUUCAAAGUGUCAAUGACUAUGUCACCAAGUCAAAGGCCAAGAGGUGUGCUUGGUUUCUGGGCAUCCUUGAUGACUGCAUUGGGUAACAUGGAAAAUAUGCCAGUGAAGAUAAACCAGAAGUUUCAUGAGAAUGUGUGCAUGAGGCAGAGUUCAAUGAUUAGUAUGGCUGUAUCAAAUAUCAGGAAGGAUCUUCUAGGCCAACCACUUCAGCUUCUCUCAGGUGUUGAUAUAUUGGGCAAUGCCAGUAGUGCACUUGGACACAUGAGUAAAGGAGUUGCUGCAUUGUCUAUGGAUAAGAAGUUCAUUCAAAGUCGGAUGAGACAGGAAAGCAAAGGUGUGGAGGAUUUUGGGGAUGUUUUAAGAGAGGGAGGCGGGGCAUUAGCUAAAGGUUUGUUCAGAGGGGUAACUGGUAUUUUGACAAAGCCUCUUGAAGGUGCAAAAUCUUCUGGCGUUGAGGGUUUUGUUCAGGGUGUUGGGAAGGGUAUUAUAGGGGCAGCAGCACAACCAGUUAGUGGAGUUCUAGAUCUUCUGUCAAAAACGACAGAAGGUGCCAAUGCUAUGAGAAUGAAAAUUGCAUCUGCUAUAACAUCUGAAGAACAACUUCUCCGGAGGAGACUGCCACGCGUUAUAGGUGGGGAUAAUUUGCUUAGACUAUAUGAUGAGUACAAAGCUCAAGGACAGGUCAUAUUGCAGUUGGCAGAAUCAGGCUCAUUUUUCAGCCAGGUUGAUCUUUUUAAAGUUCGAGGAAAGUUCGCCUUAACUGAUGCUUAUGAAGAUCACUUCAUGCUUCGAAAAGGGAAGAUUCUCAUGAUCACUCAUCGACGAUUGAUACUAUUGCAACAACCAUCCAAUGUUAUCGGUCAGAGGAAGUUCAUCCCAGCAAGGGAUCCGUGUUCAAUACAGUGGGAUAUACGGUGGGACGACCUUGCUACGAUGGAACUUACUCAUGGAAAAAAGGACAACCCCAAAUCCCCUCCAACGCGUCUCAUUUUGUAUUUGAAGUCUAGAACAUUAGAUACCAAAGAAAACGUUCGCAUUGUAAAAUGCAUCCCUGAAUCCCAUCAAGCUCUUGAAGUUUACUCUUCAAUAGAUCGUGCAUUUCACACUUAUGGUCCAGGGGCAUCAAAGGUAACACUGGCAAAGAAUGCGAAAAAGCCUUAUUCUCCGCAUGUUGAGGGCUCUAAAUUUGAUUUAACACUGAAAGAGGUGACGCCUGGAUCAACUCCCGUCUCUUCAAUCUUUGGAAGCAGCAGUUCCCGUCGCUAUACCUGAGUUUUUGCUCUGCAUUCAGCAUAAUCGAUCCAAAACCCUUCUCUCAAACUGCAUCCCCCAAACCCUCUCUCUAUUCACGAAGUUAUUCAUAUCACAGUCGUCCUCCUCAUUCUUACAUUCAUUCAAUACAAGAGAGAGAUAUAUAUGAGCCCAGUUCCCCUUCAGCUUAAGAGGUGGAUCAUCUCAGAAGUUGGCUUCUUGAGGACCUGUUUGCUGAAGAAAUAUGAGUUCUUCCGACUGGUGAGGUAUCUGAGGUGGCAGCUUUUUUCCCUCGGAUCUCACUGCUCUGCCAUAGCAUAAUGUCCAGCAAUUAUUGUAUUUUAUUAUAGAUCGAAAUAGUUUACGCUGUACAUAUAUACAUAUAUAUAAUCAUAGCUCUGAUAGUAAUAGGAGAUACUGAUAGCUUAUUGAGAAACAAAAUUAUUUCUUGCUGCAUAGAAUUAAUCAUUCAUAGCAAAUACAUAAAAGCUUAUUACGCCAAAAUAAAAUAUGAUAGCCAAGUAUACAAUCAUACAUGCUGCAAUUAGAUUAGCGAGGGGGAAACUACUGGCAAAUAAAAUUUGUUUAUCAAUGAUCCUGAUAAUCUUUGUGUGUUUGGAAAAUGAAUUCGUCCGACUGUGUUCGAUGAUACAAAUUGACUACGUGCGGGAUAUUUAUCUGUUUUCUCUUGUGAUAGCAAAAGAUGCACUAAACUAUUUUGGGUGGGAGAAGA
Molecule: messenger RNA, 13720 nt
Organism: Arachis stenosperma
Lineage: Eukaryota; Viridiplantae; Streptophyta; Magnoliopsida; Fabales; Fabaceae
Exons: 63
Coding region: 256-13008 (4250 amino acids)
Source: RefSeq, a predicted model, not a curated record